CUUUGACAGUUCAGCUGUUUCUGCCGAUGUUAAACAAACGAACAAGUGUUUUUCAAAACACCAAAAUAAGACUUAUUUCUACCUCCGGUUUGUGGUUAAAUCUGAUACAGGUCAAUCGAGCUAACUGUGGGAAGCCUGUAAAGUGCCACCACUGGUGGUAGCUUUGUGAUUGUUUUCCAAAGGAAUCUUCAUGUCUGUUGUACAUGAGCUGCAGCUAUCGUGGUGCUGAGGAAGCCAUUCUCAUUAGAACGCAAAAGGGAGCGUUCUUUGAUAUACUUUGUGUUGCCUUCAUUGAAUCAUCACUGCACGAGUACGAUCAUUCACAGUAGGUUAUGGAUAUUCAGCGAGCAAUGAAUUCAAUGCACACGCGUUUGAAGCUGGUAGCAUUCGUCCAUUUCAUUCUGAUAGUGCUUGCACUCGGAAGCGCUUGGUUGCCAUCCGCUUAUCUGUUCUACAACCUGCUCUACAUGGUAGCACUGUUCUGGGCAAUACAUUGCCGCGAAUCAAUCGACGCUGUCCAAAUCUGUGCCGUCAUUAAUGGGUUUAGCUUUUUCUUCGAUCUGAUGGGUAUCAUCUCGUACUUUCCGUCGCACGGUAUCUUUUCCGCCGUGUUCGCCAUACUCAAUCUCGUUAUCCGGCCGUUUAGCUUGCUGUUGUUGCAGCGUGAACUUUCUGACCGUGGCGGAAGCUUUGACCUCGGGUACGAUGGUACGGGCGGCGUUGGUGAACACCCGACCAGUUACGAGGAUAUCGAUGCACCGCACCAACAGACACCGUCACACGGGCAGGUCAAUGUUAAUAUGUUCAAGUAAACCCCAUCCCAUCCACCUUCGCCCACCGUGUCACGAACGAAUCUCGAUCGCACUUUUCUAUAAUGAAACAAUGAAUCUUAUUUGUGUUUUAUCGCUCAAACACCGUGCCAGGUGCGUAAAAGGAAGUACGGUACGCGUUAAUUUCACUGUUCCAUCCCCGCAUACCAUCCCACGUGUAAUGUUAGUUCCAUCUAAAUGAUUUUAUUCAUAUGCGGCUGAGUUACAAAAUUGUGAACAUUAUACAAUUGAAUCAAAAUUUUCAAAAACCUUUCUCGAACGGUUCACAAUCUCCUUUGAGUUGGCCGGUUGCAAAUGCUCACUGUCGGCAGUUAAAACUAUUUCAUAUUUAAUUUUGAUACUCUAUUAAUGUAUAUGGAGCUAAGUAAGAAUUUCUUCUACUUUUUCUACUCUACUUAUCAGGUUUUAACACAGUUUGUUGUGAGCAAUUGGUUUUGUUUUUAAUAAUAUGCCAUUUUAUUAACUAAAGUUGUUAUUGUUGUGCAAAGAUGUUUUCCAAACAUUAUAGAUAUUUUAAGUUAACGGAUAUUAAUUUGGAUAAAACAACUAGCACUGCAGUGUCGCGUAAUAUAUUGAUAAAUGCAGAGAUAUUUUCGAAUGGGUGCAAGAACAGAUUUUAAAAGAACCGCCGGCCGUAAGGUCAGCAAUGGGUAUCACAAGGAAGUCAAUCUCGUCUGGAUAAAGCACUGUAAUUAUAUCUAGAUUAAGACGAUAAAACCCUUAUUUCUCGAUACGUCGAUUUAACAAAAAAACAACAACUAGUAAUUAAUUUCCAUCCGAAAUUUUUUUUCUUUUGAACAUUGUAAUGCAUGCAUAGUGUGUCGAAGAAAAUGAAUCUUUACUAUAAGUCCCGAAUUCGUGAGUUUUAACUUGUAACAUGUAAUAACAGUUCAUUCCUUUCCAUUAUUGUGGAUUGCCUUAGAACUCGAUGAAAUGUUUAGUAAAUCGUCUCGGUCCAUAGAUGCACUUGGGCUUCUGGUAACAGGGUGGCCGCUCAACCGGGAAAUCAGAAAAACCGGAAAUUAGCCGGGAAUUUUUUUAGACUGGGAAAAAACUGGAAAUUUCUCUGGAAAAUCAGGAAAAUUUUAUUUCAUGUAACACCGUAUUUAUCGUCAAAGUGUACAAUUAGAAGAGUUUUUUUAGUUCAAAGAGAACGGCCUGGCCAUUUUUGCUGAAGAAUAUUUUCAAUCACCAUGAAUGUUGAAUGUUGUUUAUUAUUCGGGUAUGGUGUGCGUUCACGUUCUUCCCAGCACACAUAUCUUGUCUUCUUCUGUCUCUUUACGUUGGAAGCCACAAAUGAUGUGCACACGUCGAGCUGCUGGCGCUUCCGCAGUUCGCUCGUUACUCCUUUGUUUUUACGAGGUUUUGCACUAGCCCGCAUCGAUUCUACUUUAGCGUACCGGAUGAAUCUGGCGGUCAGUUACAUACCAGAAAGAAUUUGACUUUUCGAAUAAGAUCAGCAACA
This is a messenger RNA of Anopheles funestus (African malaria mosquito), 2295 nucleotides long. Its product is annotated as type-1 angiotensin II receptor-associated protein-like. Bases 333 to 812 code for a protein of 159 amino acids. The record is from RefSeq and is a predicted model, not a curated record. Gene Ontology annotation, biological process: angiotensin-activated signaling pathway. NCBI's taxonomy places the organism in Eukaryota, Metazoa, Arthropoda, Insecta, Diptera, Culicidae. Gene Ontology annotation, cellular component: plasma membrane. The transcript has 3 exons.